Pocillopora damicornis (cauliflower coral) is the source of this 3303-nucleotide messenger RNA. Its product is annotated as scavenger receptor cysteine-rich type 1 protein M130. The record is from RefSeq and is a predicted model, not a curated record. Gene Ontology annotation, cellular component: membrane. Lineage: Eukaryota; Metazoa; Cnidaria; Anthozoa; Scleractinia; Pocilloporidae. Gene Ontology annotation, molecular function: protein binding.
UUCGUUUGGCGAGCCCAAGCAAAAUACGGUCUGCUGGUCGUGUUGAAGUGUGGUUCAAUGAUACAUGGGGAACCAUUUGUGACAACUCAUGGAACUUACAAGACGCUUCAGUCGUUUGUCAUCAGCUUGGAUACGAUGGAGCUUUAUCCGCUCCCGGUGAUGCAGCAUUUGGACAAGGAACUGGCCAGAUAUGGCUGGAUGACGUUAGAUGUGGAGGAGAUGAGAAAGACAUAGUGCAGUGCAAUCACGGUGGAUGGGGAGUUCACAACUGUGGACAUAACGAAGACGCUGGUGUGGUUUGCCGCCCUUCAGCUAUUCGUCUGGUUAAUUCCUUCAAUUCGUCAAGUUCUGGUCGUGUCGAAGUGCUGUACAAAGGUGUAUGGGGAACCGUUUGUGGCGACUCUUGGGACUUGCAGGACGCUGCUGUAGUUUGUCGCCAACUUGGAUUGGAAGGAGCUUUAGCAGCAUUUCGUGCGUCAGAAUUUGGACCAAGAAUAGGUCAGAUAUGGUUGGACGAAGUGCAAUGUGGGGGAGACGAGUCAUCGAUAUCAGAGUGUGUUCACAGAGAAUGGGGAGAUCACGACUGUUCGCAUUAUUACACCGCUGGCGUAGUAUGCCGACCCAGAAUUCGUCUGGUGAGCCCCAGCAAUUCACUGUCUUCUGGUCGUGUUGAAGUGUGGUACAAUGGUACAUGGGGAACCAUUUGUGACGACUCUUGGGACUUACAGGACGAUAUUGCUGAUACAGAUAUUCGUUUGGUGAGUCCCAACAAUUCAACUUCUUCUGGUCGUGUUGAAGUGUUGCACAUGGGUACCUGGGGAACCAUUUGUGGUCAUUCAUGGGACCUACGGGAUGCUAAUGUGGUUUGUCGUCAGCUCGGAUACGAUGGAGCUUUAUCAGCGCCUAGAUAUGCAGCAUUUGGACAAGGAACUGGCCAGAUAUGGCUUGACGAUGUGCAGUGUGUAGGAGAUGAAAUCGCAAUAUCGGACUGUUAUCACAGAGGAUGGAAUGUCCACAACUGUGGGCAUCAUAGUGACGUUGGCGUUGUGUGCCGACCCAAAGUUCGUUUGGUGAACCCCAGCAAUUCACUGUCUACUGGUCGUGUUGAAGUGCUGUAUAAUGGUACAUGGGGAACCAUCUGUGACAACUCAUGGGACUUACAGGACGCUGAUGUGGUUUGUCGACAGCUUGGAUACGAAGGAGCGUUAUCAGCACCUGGUGGUGCAGCAUUUGGACAAGGAACUGGUCAGAUAUGGCUGGUUGAUGUUAAAUGCAUCGGAAACGAGACAUUGAUAGCUCAGUGCAAUCACGGAGGAUGGGGACUUCACAACUGUGGGCAUCAUGAAGACGUUGGUGUGGUAUGUCGCCAUCUAAAAGUUCGUUUGGUGAGUCCCACUGAUUCACCAUCUUCUGGACGUGUUGAAGUGCAGUAUAGUGGUACAUGGGGAACAAUUUGUGGAUACAGUUGGGACCUACAGGAUGCAGAUGUAGUUUGUCGCCAGCUUGGGUACGAUGGCGCUCUAUCAGCACCAAUUCGGUUUGAAUUUGUAGGAAGAAAAGGUCCCGUAUGGCUGAACAGGAUGCAGUGUGAAGGAAAUGAGACAUCAGUUUCACAAUGCAGUCAUGCAGGAUGGGGAGAAGUUUAUUCUGACUGUUGGUAUUAUCAUGCUGGUGUGGUGUGCCGUCCGCCAAAAGUCGAAGCUCAAGUUCAAGCCUUACAUUGUCCAAGCUCAGUAACUGAGGGCAGUAGCGUAAAUCUUCAGUGUAAUGCUACUGGUAACCCUUCUCCAAACAUCACAUGGAUAUGGCAAGAUACAGGAAUUGUUCUUGGCAGUAAUGAUCGUCUUGUUCUGGUGGAUGUACAUCGCAGCCAUACGGGGAUUUAUCAGUGCCAUGCAUGGAAUGGAAUUGGCAAUAGCUCGAUCAGUACAUGUUACUUGGAUGUAUUUUACUUGCCGACUGGUACACGAAUGACAUCUGACGGGAAUGAUACUGUCGUUUUAGCUGGAGGUAGUUUGUUCCUUAACUGCACCUCAGAGGCUAACCCUGCGGUUCAUGUGUUUCAGUUGAUAUUCGAUAGUAACCGCGUCGCCACCAGCAGCUCUGGGAUGUUUAGCGUUACUGUGAGGAAAGCUGGAAUAUACACUUGUAUCCCUGUAAAUGAAGUGGGCUCAGGAGACAGUGCCACAGUCAAAGUAACUGUUCUCGAUUCUCCUGGUUUUCCAGAAUUUGUAAACAACACCGUUGACACGAUAACUAUAAGGUGGUCAGCAAUUAAUCUUCAAUCUGCUACAUAUACCGUAAAUAUAAGACCUGAAGAAGAAACAGCGUGGAUGAAUGCAACUUGUAAACAGACUAUUUGGCAGAAUCAUUGCACAGUGACAGGCACAGUUGCUGAGGUUGUUGGCCUCGAAGAGGACUCUGGGUAUCAUUUUAGAGUCUAUGCUAACUACAGAGGUGUUAAAGGUGACGCCAGUUUACCGUCAGGAGCCUUCAGAACAGCAGGUGAUGUUGGAUUUUGUGGUUCUAUGAAUCGUUGCCGCGAGUGAAAGUUGUUCUUCAGUGUAAUGUACUCAGUUUGGAUGAGGGAGAAAAUAUAUGCUUUCAUUAGAGAUAUAUUUUUGGGAAGAGGUAGUUAAAAUGGAGCAUUCGGAUAUUGGAAUGCUCUGUUUUUACUUCUAUUUCUAUAAUUUGUAAUACGUAUUUGCUAAUGCAAUGAAAAGGUAAUUAGCAAUACUAACAGGCCCAACAAAUGAGCCCGACAAGGCGUAAAGAUAUAAAGAAAUACCCAUGAAGUGGUUUUUUCUUUAUCAUCAUCAGUCAAAUUAUAUCUUUAUUGUGUGCAACAAGAACAACACAAUAAAGAUAAAUUACGACUCCAUAGUUACCUCAGCCUUUUUGUUUACUUAAGGUAUACGUUUUACCUUAUUUAGGCAUCUCAGGCGUGCUUGCUUUACCAUUUGCACUUAAAGUAGCAAGUGCUGGUAAUGGUUCAACCUAACGCAAAUAACGUCUUUCCUGUGUGUGAUUGAUUGUCGAAAAUAAGGGGACCAUUGGCUGCUCUACACGAGCUUGGAGUUUUCUCUUUCAGGUUUACUCUUUUGUUUGUCAGCACUGGCUUAUCUGAUGUUGUAGCAGAUACCUAGGUGCGUUUUCGAUGAAUUUGAGUGGUAGGCGUACCGUUUUGGAGCACUUUAAGGCUGAAAUGUCCACCAACGUUUGUUUUGUUUGUAGACCGGACUGACGUUAAGCCCUCCUUACUGACAAAGGAUAAUGAGCUACCACGAUACAUGAAACAAGAUG